UCAAAAUGGCUGACACGUCGUAUUCUUAUCCUAAACCUGUGGAUCACAGGCUUAUUCACGAUAGAGUUUCAUCAUGGGAAGCUAAAUUAGACCCGAUUGCACCUCUCUCUUCAGAUCAGAGAAAUCUAAUACAUGAUUUAGGAAUUCUCGCUUCUCAAAGACCAUUACCAACCAAUCUUCCAGAAGAUGAUUCCCAGUCUCUGACUCCAAUGAAAGUGUCUUCUCAAGAAAAGGACAGCAAUGUGGAUGCUUCAUCUCUUACUAAUUUUAUGAAAGGCACUAAACUGCCUGAAGGCAACAAAAUCGAAAAUGCCCAACAGUUUUUUUCUUGGUUUUCUGAGUUAGAAGAAGCCUUAGACAGAGAUGAUGGUGGUUUGUACAGACAAUACACAGAUGAAUUAGGACAGUAUAGAGAACAGUGCAAUAGUGUUUUAUCAGAGGUCAACAAUGCACUGGAUUACCUCAAGCAGCUCAGUGGUCAGUAUGUACAUGUGUCCACAAAGACCAAUGCUCUACAUGAGGAGUGUGAACAUUUGCUGGCUGAACAGACACAUCUAAUGGAUUUGGCUGAGAACAUAAGUAAUAAGCUAUCGUACUUUAAUGAAUUAGACAGCAUAUCCACUAAACUAAGCCGCCCAAAUCUAUCAGUGAACAGUGAGACUUUCAUACCAUUAUUAUCUAGGAUGGAUGAAUGUAUAUUAUACCUAAAGAGUAAUCCUCGGUAUAAAGAAUGUGAUGUUUACCUUGCCCGUUUCCGUCAGUGCCUUAGCAAAGCCUUGAAUCUCAUUAAGAGCCAUGUAAAUAAUAUCCUACUAACAGCGACACAACAGAUUCAGCAGAAAAAGGAUUCUUCCAACCUGGCUGAUAAUGCUUUCACCCUAUUUUAUGGAAAAUUUCGCACCAAUGCACCAAGAGUAAAGUCUUUGACAGAGCAGCUGGAAAUACGAACAGAGAAAGACAAUGAGUAUGCAAAUACCCUUGCAGACUGUUACAAUUUUUACUUCAGUCAGAGGGAAGCUCUUCUAGGUCCCAGUAUUUCAACAACUAUAACAGACUUGGCCUCAAAACAUGUUAGAGACCACUGCGCAUUGAUGCGCAGUGGCUGUGCGUUCAUGGUGCAUGUUUGUGAAGAUGAAUAUCAGCUUUUCUUUAAUUUCUUUUCUAAAGGGACACCACUCUUAGAUCAAAUGCUAGAAAGGAUAUGUAACAAUCUGUAUGAUGUUCUGCGGCCUCUGAUCAUCCAUAUCAAUCACCUGGAAACCCUUUCUGAAUUAUGCAGCAUCCUUAAAAUAGAAAUGAUGGAAGAGCAUGUCAAACAAAAUCCUCAAGAGCUUGUAGCCUUUGAAUCAGUGUGUCAACAGAUGUUGAUGGACAUACAAGAGAGGCUAGUGUACAGGACGUACAUCUACAUCAAGUCUGAUAUUCUUCAGUACAACGCUGCGCCCGGUGAUCUGGCUUAUCCAGAGAAACUUGAAAUGAUGGAGAGUAUUGCAGAAAGUAUUAAAAAGGGGAAGCCACCCAGGACAAGCCAUUCCCGCACACCUUCCAAUGCAUCAAGCACAUCCCAUGAAGUUGCAAUGUUAACUGGGGCAGGGGAUACCAACAGUGAUUCUUACAUGUCUAAUGGUUCUCUUAACAAUGGUGCUGAUGAAGAUAUGCAGGAAGUUCCCCUGGACAGAAGUCUGGAGGAACCUGGCAGCAACAUGCCAAUGUCACCAGCUGAUCUCCAUGGGAUGUGGUACCCAACAGUUCGGCGGGCUCUAGUUACACUCUCCAAGCUGUACAGGUGUAUUGAUAAAACAACAUUCCAAGGUCUCUCACAGGAAACACUACAAGCCUGCAUUGUUUCUUUAAAGAAUGCUAAAGAAGGGAUAGUCAAGAGAAAGCAAAGCAAGCUUGAUGGUGAGCUGUUUCUAAUCAAACAUUUACUCAUCUUAAGAGAACAGAUUGCUCCAUUCCAAGCAGAUUUCUCAAUCCGAGAAACCCAUCUGGACUUCAGUAAAUUUAAAGAUCUGGCAGGGUUUAAAGAAGGGCAGCUUGGCUUUCACACGCUUGUAGAUGCUGCCUACUCCUUGUUCAAUAAAAAGUCCCAGCUGUUUUCACUCAACAGCAACAAUGCUCUGCUACAGUUUAUCCUUGAGGGCACACCACAAGUGACAGAGCUGUUUGUUGACUCUAAGAGAGAUGUGGAUCAACAGUUGAAAACCAGCUGUGAGGAUUUUAUACACCAUGUGACAGAAGUUUUUGUGGCACCCCUUCAGUCUUUCAUAUCCAGGGCUAACAUUGUGACAAGUUUAAAAAAAGAAGAAGUCAGCACCAAAGUGACCUUGAGACAGCAGCCUUUUGCCACACCCGAGAAAGUUCAUGACGUCGUUGCAGAGACUUACAAAAAUCUGAAGACAAAACUGCCAAUGGUACAGAGGAGCAUGUCACUGUACCUGGCCAACAGAGACACAGAGGCCAUACUCUUCAGGCCAAUCAAAGUGAACGUUCAACAAAGUUUUAUCAAAUUUCAAGAGCUGCUGAGCCAAGAAUAUACAGAGGAGGAUAUACAAAUUAUAGCUUGUCCCAGCUCAGAGCAGGUGAAUCUGUUAGUGUCUACAAGAAUGACUUCAACUCCAAAGAAACCUUAACUGUAAAAAAGAACUAUAUCUGAAUUCUCUCCCCCUUGACCAACUGCUGCCACGCCACAAAAUAAUGGACAUCACAACAUUUUGUGCAUUGAAAAAAAGUUCACUUAUUUUACUAUUUUAAAAGUAUGUUUAUUGGGUUAUUUUUACUUCUGAUUAAUUAAUAACAUGAAUUCAAUUGUUAAAACAUAAUUUAAAAAAAUAUGUAUUGAGUAAAUGAGAGUGAGUUGUUUAAGUCUAAAGUUGUUUUAUUAUUACAAUUUUCUCAUUUUAGAGAACUUAUUAUCACUUGUAAAUAAUAAAAUUAUUAUAAUUUGUAAAUACUUGGUCACUUGUAUCAAAUAGGGCUGUAUAUAUCUAUAUUUCUAUAGCUUAUAAAUUGGUUAACAUGUGUAUUUUGUAUUAUAAACUGGGUCAAAAUUUCUUCUGUAUAGUAACUUGGUCUCUGGCAUUGUAAUUGAUGAAGUGUCUUGUGAUAAUUUGACCCAAUAUGUGAUAGAGAUUGGUUGUAAUAUAAUACAUUUAUUUCUUUUUUGGAGCUGGGCUACUGAAUAUGGAAGAUUUUUUUCACAAUUUCUAUAGAAUAAAAUGUAAAUUUAAUCAUUGAUUAUUUAUUUUAUUCAAGUGACUUUCUAAAAAAAACUUAGCUUUUCAUUUUCAAGAUCAAAUAAGUUGCUUUUUAUUUUGUGACUAAAAUAGUAGUGGACCAAGGAAAAAAUAUUUUUGAUUUUUCUUAUUUCUCAUUAUUUGUAUGUGCACACAUUUGUGGUGAAACUUUUAAAAGUCUAACUUAAUAAUAUUUCAUUUAGUUUUUAACUAACGGUAUAGCAAACAAAUGUGCUUGGUAUAAAGAUUCCAGUCAAAGUUUAAAUUGUCUCAGAAUCUUAUUUUGGUCAGUUAACUGUAAAACAACCAUUGCAGUGAAUUUAGAAGCAUUAAAAAUGAAAUAAGACUAGUUGAGAAACUCAAAAUCAGCCAUAGGUACGAAGCGACUGAAACAGGUAGGAGCGUCAUGUGUAGUACAAACAGUAUAGUAAUCACAACCACUGUAUAUACUUUGUGGGUUAAAAAUAUAUUUUUGGUAGCCUGCUCCAAUAAUUAGGCAGAUGUGAAUAUAAUUGGUUGAUUAACAUGAAUAGUUUUUAAAAUAAAUUUACUUGCCAUAAAUCAUAUCAUAUUGUAAAAAUAUCUCUAUUUAUUCUUGUUUCAAUUUUUAAACUACCACACCAUUUGUUGUGGAAUCAAAGGUGUUUCUUUCGUGGAUAGGUUGUUUUCAUUAUUAUUACAUCUUUUAUACGUCUUGUUAAAAUGUGGUUUUGUAUAUGCAAAAAGCAGAAGUAUUAUAAACAGUUGCAAUCACACAACAAAAA
Molecule: messenger RNA, 4000 nt
Organism: Physella acuta
Lineage: Eukaryota; Metazoa; Mollusca; Gastropoda; Physidae
Product: conserved oligomeric Golgi complex subunit 3
Biological process (GO): intra-Golgi vesicle-mediated transport; Golgi organization; intracellular protein transport
Cellular component (GO): COG complex; cis-Golgi network; membrane
Source: RefSeq, a predicted model, not a curated record